This is a messenger RNA of Loxodonta africana (African savanna elephant), 3782 nucleotides long. RefSeq names its product RAD23 homolog B, nucleotide excision repair protein (gene RAD23B). The record is from RefSeq and is a predicted model, not a curated record. The transcript is spliced from 10 exons. NCBI's taxonomy places the organism in Eukaryota, Metazoa, Chordata, Mammalia, Proboscidea, Elephantidae. Gene Ontology annotation, cellular component: nucleoplasm; cytosol. Gene Ontology annotation, molecular function: ubiquitin binding; proteasome binding; polyubiquitin modification-dependent protein binding. Bases 226 to 1455 code for a protein of 409 amino acids. Gene Ontology annotation, biological process: proteasome-mediated ubiquitin-dependent protein catabolic process; nucleotide-excision repair.
GGAGCUCGCGUGGAAGGCCGCGGUCGCGGAGGCAGCGGCUCGGCCUGGGGCCAGGGCUGGGGGAGAGGCCGCUCCGCAGGGCGAAUGUGACAAGCCCCCACCCCCACCGCUUUCCUCUUGAGUGUGCGAGGAACGCCGGCGACCCCAGGGCCCGGCCAGGCCACAGACCCCGCCCAGCGGCCAGCACCCGGAGCAGGCCCGGCAGUGGAGCUGCGCGGUGGCACCAUGCAGGUCACCCUGAAGACCCUCCAGCAGCAAACCUUUAAGAUCGACAUCGACCCCGAGGAGACGGUGAAAGCACUGAAGGAGAAGAUUGAAUCUGAAAAGGGGAAAGAUGCCUUUCCGGUAGCAGGCCAGAAAUUAAUUUAUGCGGGCAAAAUCCUCAAUGAUGAUACUGCUCUCAAAGAAUAUAAAAUUGAUGAGAAGAACUUUGUGGUGGUUAUGGUGACAAAACCCAAAGCAGUGACAACACCAGCACCAGCUACACCUCAGCAAUCAAAUCCUGCCACCACUGCUGCAGUUAGUUCCUCUACAGCAGCAGCUGUGGCACAGGCCCCAGCACCUGCCCCUGCUUUGGCUCCCACUUCCACACCUACAUCCAUCACUCCAGCAUCAACAACAGCAUCUUCUGAACCUGCACCUGCUAGUGCAACUCAACAAGAGAAACCCACAGAAAAACCAACAGAAACACCAGUGGCUGCUAGUCCAACCUCAACGGACAGUACAUCAGGAGAUUCUUCUCGGUCAAACCUUUUCGAAGAUGCAACAAGUGCGCUUGUGACAGGGCAGUCCUACGAGAAUAUGGUAACUGAGAUCAUGUCAAUGGGUUAUGAACGAGAGCAAGUGAUUGCAGCCCUAAGGGCCAGUUUCAACAACCCUGACAGAGCAGUGGAGUAUCUUUUAAUGGGAAUCCCUGGAGAUAGAGAAAGUCAGGCUGUGGUUGAUCCCCCUCAAGCAGCUAGUACUGGGACGCCUCAGUCUUCAGCAGUGGCUGCAGCUGCAGCAACUACGACAGCAACAACUACAACAACAAGUUCUGGAGGACAUCCCCUUGAAUUUUUACGAAAUCAACCACAGUUUCAACAGAUGAGACAAAUUAUUCAACAGAAUCCUUCCCUGCUUCCAGCAUUGCUACAACAGAUAGGUCGAGAGAAUCCUCAAUUACUGCAGCAAAUUAGCCAACACCAGGAGCAUUUUAUUCAGAUGUUAAAUGAACCAGUUCAAGAAGCUGGUGGUCAAGGAGGAGGGGGUGGAGGUGGCAGCGGAGGAAUUGCAGAAGCUGGAAGCGGUCAUAUGAACUAUAUUCAAGUAACGCCUCAGGAAAAAGAAGCUAUAGAAAGGUUAAAGGCAUUAGGAUUUCCUGAAGGACUUGUGAUACAAGCAUAUUUUGCUUGUGAGAAGAAUGAGAAUUUGGCUGCCAAUUUUCUUCUACAGCAAAACUUUGAUGAAGAUUGAAAGGGACUUUGUUUUUUUAUUUCACACUUCACACCAGUGCAUUACACUAACUUUGUUCACUGGAUUGUCUGGGAUGAUUUGGGCUCAUAUCCACAAUACUUGGUAUAAGGUAGUAGAUGGUUUGGGGUGGGGAGGGAGGGAUACAGGACAUAGGGCAGGGAUAAAUACAGUGCAUGUCUGCUUAAAUUAGCAGAUGCCGCUGAUCCACACAGUGUGUAAAAUAUUAUACAACCAAAAAUCAGCUUUUGCAGGUCUUUAUUUCUUCUAUAAAACAGUAGGUAAUUUUCCCUAGGUUUCACUCUUUUUAGUGUAAUAGAUCCAGAAAUUUAGUGUAAUGCCCUGCUUUAUAUUUCUUUGACUUAACAUUGGUUUCAGAAAGAAUCUUUGCUACCUAGAAUCUACAGUCUAUUUCAUGGCAACACUGGAUAAUGGCUUUGUGAAAUUGGAGGAAUUUUUGGAGCAACUGUAAACAGAAAUGCCAAAUUAUUGAUAGUUAUUGUUGCUGCUUCAAAUAAGUACAAAAUUACUGUGUAAGGAAGCCCAUUCUUUCAUGCUAAAUACUUGGGGGGGGGAGGGAGAAGGGGAACCUUUUCUUAAAAUGAAAAUAAUAAUUGCUAUUUUAAAAUUUCUUGAUCAUUGAAUGUGUGACCCUUCUAACAUAAUUUGAGAAGCUGUACAAGUAUAGGCAGUUAUUUUCCUGUUUACAUUUUUUGUUUGGGGAAAAAAAUUGGUAGGUGUCUAAUUACUGUUUACUUCAUUGUUACAUUGCAGUAAAAGUUUUAAAACAACCGUUGCAUGUUUGCUUUUGAUGUAUCCCUUUGUGAAAGAGCACUUUUGGGGCCAAUGGAGAAAUGCAGCACUCACUCUCCCUCACCCCCUUCCUUCAGCAGAAAUGUGUUUAUCAGCAAGCCGUGAGUGCAAACUGCUGCCUUUUUUUAAAACCCACCAAAUGCUGAUUCGGUAAAAAAAUUGAUGCAAAUGUUUCAAAACCAGGUUUCUGAUGUUUAUAAAUGUUUUCUUUAUUAGAUAAGAAUGUAUGGCCAUUAGUGUUAUAUUGCCCUCAGAAAGAUAAGGGGAAUGAAACUAUACCCGGCAUCUUUUAUUGCAUUGGAAAGACUGGUGAAAUCUUUCAGAAGGGUUGGGAGAUGUGGCUGGAAAAGUACUUCGGAAAAUACACAAUCAGGAUAUCUCAUGGCAUAUUAAAAGAAAAAUCUUAAUAGCAGUCUUGGUUUUUAUUUGGAUUUUUUUUUAAUCUCAGUUUUUUUGAUUCUCCUUCAUAAGUAAUGUUAUUUGAUCAUAAAGAGAGGGCAGUUGUCUACUCAUUCAGUUUUUAAAAUCUGUUAUGCCUGAAUAUAAACAAGAGUAUUUAAAGAAAUAAUUUUUUCCCUACCAUCCAAUACUGAGUAAGAUGAAUUUGCACAGAUUUUUCCCUGCGUAAUGUUACAAUGUUCUUAGCACAGUUUGGUGAUGAUUUUUAAGCUUUUACGUCAUGCACUCGUAACCUGUCACUUAUGAAAAUAAAUGAAACCAUGAUUUUUUCCCCACAGUGUUAUGUAGUUUGAUUCUCAUUUGUUUGUUCCAUAAACAUGAUAAGCCUUUGGACUUUGUAUUACCUGUAUGUUUUAUAAUGGAUCAUGCAUAAUGUCUCAGGAGAAUAAAAUGAGAAUCUGUAAAUGUUCAUCUUCCAAGGCAGAGUAAUGAGGUGGGAAGAAGGGUGGCAUUUCUGGUCGGACAACGGAAUACUCAUUUAUUACAUUCUGCAUGCUCCCUUACUGCUCAGAGUGUAUCAAAAAUCUGAAGAAAAAAACAAAGCAGCAGCAGCCUCUUUUUUUCUGGAAAAUGACAGCAGAAGAUGGUGGCAUGGAGCUCUUGUCUUUGGACAGCGAAACUACAAAUAGUGGAAUUGAUAAUUACCCAAAGACAGCUCAGGCCAAGUUUUGGCCAUCCUUUUUACCUUGUUAAUCUGUUUCCUGAUAGGCUUAAAGACGCUAUAAAAGAAACAGGCUUUUCAUGACCUUUUUCUGUUAUCUUUUUAAUUUACAAACCAUUUUGCUAAGUCUCCUAAUGUAAGUGGCUAUUUGACUUUGGAUUCUGACAUUUUAGGUAUUCUGUUGUCUAUAUUUCUUGAAAUGUUUUUAUUAUUGUAGUUGCUCUAUGGAAAAUGUGAGGAAGCCUCAGUUUAUAUUUGUUAAACUUCUGCCGUCCUCUAGUCAAAUAUUUCUUUCACUGUUGAAAAUUACUAAAGUGUUCCACCACGUAAUUUUUCUCCUGUAUUAGAUGGCUAGGAUUCUAGAGAAUUGAUUAUAAAAUAUUUUCAAUACAUCCAA